Messenger RNA from Chrysoperla carnea, 2517 nucleotides. RefSeq names its product putative sodium-dependent multivitamin transporter. Bases 260 to 2020 code for a protein of 586 amino acids. Gene Ontology annotation, cellular component: membrane. Lineage: Eukaryota; Metazoa; Arthropoda; Insecta; Neuroptera; Chrysopidae. Gene Ontology annotation, biological process: transmembrane transport; sodium ion transport. The transcript has 11 exons. The record is from RefSeq and is a predicted model, not a curated record. Gene Ontology annotation, molecular function: symporter activity.
UACUGUGCGUCUUGGCGCUGUAUUUGUACUCCGUCUAAUUUUUAGUUCGACCGGUAUUUGAAUUUAUUUUUUAAACUAUUUUUUUUUCACAAUUUAGUUGUUUUUUUGUACAAAAAAAGUUAUUUAUUAUUUUUUUAAAUAAUGAUGUUAAAAUAAGAAGUUAAUUAUUGUUGUAUAUACAUUUUUUUUCGAACAAAGUUCAGUUUAUGACUACAGUUUUAAAUUAUUUUAAAGGAGACGUUAAAUAAGACUCAAAAACAUGGAUGAAGUGGAAGCGAAAUUUGACGUUUGGGAUUAUGUGGUUUUAAUUAUAAUGCUUAUGAUUUCAUCGUCCAUAGGCGUAUAUUACAGAUUUACCGGAGGCAGACAAAAAACUACACAAGAAUAUUUAUUAGCCGAUCGAAGUAUGUCAAUAACACCUGUAGCAUUUUCAUUAAUGGCAUCAUUUAUGUCUGCCAUAACGUUACUGGGUGUAUCAAGUGAAAAUUACACAUAUGGUACACAAUUUGUAGUGAUUAAUAUUGCUUAUAUUUUAUCAACGCCAAUCGCUGCAUAUUUAUAUUUACCAGUAUUUUUUAAAUUAGAAACAACUAGUGCUUAUGAGUAUUUAGAGAGGCGAUUUGGAAUGGCAUCAAGGCUAUCAGCUUCUGCUAUUUAUUCCAUACAAAUGAUCCUGUAUAUGGGAAUUGUAUUAUAUGCGCCUGCAUUAGCGUUAGAAGCGCUAACUGGUAUUAAAAAAGAAAUUGCAAUUUUAGUAAUUGGAUUUGUUUGUACAUUUUAUUCAACGCUUGGUGGCAUGAAAGCUGUUGUUAUUACGGAUGUAUUCCAAUCGUUUUUAAUGUUUUUGGCCAUAUUUAGUAUUAUCAUUUGUGCAGCAAUACAAACUGGCGGUUUAGAUGAAAUAUGGAAAAUUGCUGAUAAAGGAGGGCGUAUUGAGUUUUUUAAUUUCAGCCCCGACCCUACAGAACGUCAUACAUGGUUUUCAUUGAUUAUUGGUGGUUCUGUAACAUAUUUAUCAUUGUAUGCUGUAAAUCAAACUCAAGUACAACGUUAUAUGACUGUUAAAGAUUUAAAGACUGCACAAAAAACAUUAUGGCUAAAUUGGCCAAUAUUAACAGUAUUAAGUUUAAGUACUUCAUUUUCUGGUCUUGCCAUUUAUUCAAAAUAUUAUGAUUGUGAUCCAAAAACUGCUGGUCGUAUUACGAGCACUGAUCAGCUAAUGCCCUUUUAUGUAGUCGAAAGCAUGGGACACAUUCCGGGUUUAACAGGAUUAUUCGUAGCUGGGAUAUUUAGUGCCUCGUUAUCAAGUAUUUCAGCCAGUGUUAAUAGUUUAGCUGCUGUUACAUUAGAAGAUUAUAUUAAGCCAUUAUACAGUUCCAUAAACAAAAAAUCAUUGCCAAAUUCGAAAAUAAUUAUUUAUACGAAAAUCUUAGCAUUUCUAUACGGCGUUUUAUGUGUGGCUGUUGCAUUUUUAGCACAAUUUUUAGGUGGUUUAUUACAAGCUGCUUUAACGCUAUUUGGUCUUGGUGGCGGACCAUUGCUUGGUUUAUUCACACUCGGAAUGUUUUGUACGAGAUCAAAUCAAAAGGGUGCUUUAAGUGGAUUGUAUAUUGGAUUAAUUAUCUCCGGAUGGAUUGCGUUUGGUAGACCAAGACCAAUGCCACCAACGCUACCAGUUUCGGUUGAGGGAUGUAAUUCCACCACACAUAUACUGCCUGGAUAUGUUAGUUCUUUAACAGCUUCGAGGGACGAUAGUCAAUAUUUUUAUUUAUACCGAUUAUCGUAUUUAUGGGUAUGCGUUAUUGGAUUUCUUCUCACAUUUAUUAUUGGUUAUGUGGUUAGUUUACUAACCGGAAGUAAUACGGAAAAAUUAAAUCCAGAUUUAUUUGUACCACCAUUAGCGAAUAAGUUACGACGAUCACUGCGGAGAUAUUCAGUAUCAAGUCAGACAAGCACGUCGGAAAUUAAUAAAAAAUCUGAUGGAAAUGUAAUAAAAAAUGAUUUUACAACCAACUUAUAACGAUUUUUUAUUUUAUUAGUUUAAAUUCGUACAAUAUAAACUCAUGUUACAUAUUGAGUUUGGUAAAAAAAUUUAGAAAAGCGCGGCCAUAAUUGGUAGAACGUAUUCGAUUAGACGAGUGUACAUCGGAAAUUUAAUUUAUAUGUGAUUACCACACCAACAAAUGAGAAAGGAAAUACAUAAAAACUUAUAAUUUACGAAAGCGUUAUGAAAGGAAUAUAAAGCGCGCUAAAUUUCAGUUCAGAAAUUGAUAAAAUUACCAAUCAAUAAUUCUAAAAAAAAAAAAAAAAAACCAAAACACUCGGACUCAAUACAAAGUUUGAUGUAUUUUAACACAGAUAAAGUUAACAUGACCAUCAUCGCCAGUUCAGGGUGAAGAAAAUUUGAUUGUUAAAAAAUACAGGUACCAAUCGAGUACUUUUUAUUGGGAAGAGGGAAAUUAUAACAACAUGGGAUAAUAUUGAUUGAAAAUUCGUAGUGCAUAAUUUUUAAUUUUC